Aspergillus welwitschiae is the source of this 1285-nucleotide messenger RNA. RefSeq names its product NmrA-like family protein. Lineage: Eukaryota; Fungi; Ascomycota; Eurotiomycetes; Eurotiales; Aspergillaceae. The coding region runs from base 150 to 1064 and encodes 304 amino acids. The transcript has 2 exons. The record is from RefSeq and is a predicted model, not a curated record.
GCGGCCACCAAUGACCUCAACAUGACAGAUUCGGGAGAUCGACCGGCCUUAUGCGCAUCGCCAUGGAAAGCUGUCUUCAGCUGUUUUCUAGUACUUACCCCUGGAUAACUGAAGGCUGUGAAUAAUUAUUCUUGAUUCAUCUAUCAAACAUGGCUACCACUCUACUCAUUACUGGAGCCACCGGAAACCAAGGGGGUGCGGUCAUUAAUGCUCUGCUGGCGCAGGACGCAGACGUUGAGAUCCUCGCCGUGACCCGCAACCCGCAGUCAGGAACAUCGCAGAAGCUUGCCGGAAAGUCUCCCAAAAUUAAGCUAGUUCAGGGCGACCUUGAUCAUCCAUCGGAGAUCUUCGAAAAUGCGAAGAAACUCGCCACUCGGCCCAUCUCUGGGGUCUUUAGCGUUCAGAACCCUAUGGCGAAAGGCCAAAAUGUAGACAAAGAAGAAGUCCAAGGUAAAGCCUUGGUUGAUGAGUCCAUCAAGCAAGACAUCAGACACUUUGUCUACAGCUCCGUCGAUCGCGGUGGUGAUGCCUCCACGGACAAUCCAACCAAUAUCCCUCAUUUCAUCAGCAAACAUCGCAUCGAACACCAUCUGUUCGAGCAAACCAAGGAUGGAGCCAUGACAUGGACUGUCCUCCGUCCGGUGUUCUUUUUUGAGAACCUUGUCCCGAGCUUCAUAGGCAAGCUGAGCGCCACAGCCUGGGAUGCCUACCUGCAGGGCAAACCGCUGCAGUGCGUUGCGGUCAGCGAUAUUGGGGUGUUUGCAGCCAAGGCUCUUCUCGAGCCACAAAACUACAAGAAUCAGUGUAUUUCUCUCGCCGGAGAUGACUUGACAUUCGAACAUAUGCAGAAGUUGUUCAAGGCGAAGACGGGGGAGACGAUGCCAACCACAUACCGGGUGGUCUGUUAUGUACUGAUGUGGAUGGUCACUGAUUUGCGGCUUAUGUUCAAUUGGUUCUACAGUCAUGGCUACGGAGCAGAUAUUCAGGGUCUAAGGAAGAUACAUCCUGGCCUGAAGAACUUUGAAGCGUGGCUGGAAGAGGACAGCGAAUGGGUGAAGCACUGAUAUGGUCUGAUACCACUGCGCUCCAUUAUUGACUUCUGAAAAGUUUCAGAUUGGUAACACUGUCACUUAAUGUACCAGCAAUGUUUGUUGUACUACUACUACCUACUUCAGCUGCUGCCUGGGCUGCAGUUUCUAUCAAUCUGUAUGGAUACCUAAUGUUGAAUGAUAAUCCCUGGGUGGUUGUACAACUUAAGUCCUCAUAACCUCUGGAUACGGGAAAU